AUGAAAUACAAAAUCCUUGAUAAUGUCGUUUCAAAGACCAUCACAGUCGAUAGAUCAGGCCAAGGAAAUUUUACAACUGUUCAACAAGCCAUUGAUUCUGUGCCCAGCAAAAACCAAUUAUGGGUUCGCAUUCACGUUAAAGCCGGAGUUUACAAUGAGAAAGUCUUGGUCCCACAAGACAAGCAAUACAUAGUUGUGGAAGGUGAAGGUAAAGACACAACGACGAUCACUUUGGAAGCUGGGGGUGACAGUGGUAUGCAAAAUACAACAUUCACCGUGUUAGCAGAUAAUUUUGUGGCACGUGAUAUUACAUUCCAGAUCUUUGUAGCUUCGUCUUGUGGUUCAAGUAUUCUUUUCAACCAUAUAGCUUGGCUUGUAGUCAUUGUUGCGGCAAUAUACUCUGCUUUAGCUGAUGACUGCGCAAUUGUCUGUUUCUUUGAUGCCCAGGAAAAUAUACCUGAUCCAAUUGUGAAGGCAUAUCCUGUCGUGCUUUUCAUAUUGUUUAGUGAUCCUGCCCAGUCACUGUCUGUGUAG
Messenger RNA from Humulus lupulus (European hop), 534 nucleotides. RefSeq names its product probable pectinesterase 55. Gene Ontology annotation, molecular function: pectinesterase activity. Lineage: Eukaryota; Viridiplantae; Streptophyta; Magnoliopsida; Rosales; Cannabaceae. The record is from RefSeq and is a predicted model, not a curated record. The transcript is spliced from 3 exons. Bases 1 to 534 code for a protein of 177 amino acids. Gene Ontology annotation, biological process: cell wall modification.